AAUUCUACGAGCUGCAAGUUUUCCUUUCGACGCAUACAUAUAAGGAUAUGAUCUAAUCGUUGGAAAAAUGCGAUGUACGUUGAAGUUACGCACUACACUCGACGUUCGCAAGCAGGAACCGUGGCGGGUGCGUCUUGCACAACCUACUUCAAUAUUAACUGGCGUGCUCGGGUAUCCUGCACAGUGAUCAACACUAACAGCACAACACCAGUCGACAUGUGCCACAAAAUCAUUUUCGUCCUGGCUGCCACGGUCGCCAUGAGCCUGGCUAACCCUUUGCCAGAGCCAGAGCCGUUUGGUCACGGAAAAGUCACACAUUUCAGGAUCCACGUACCUUACGAAGUGCAUACUCUGCACCAUCACCACACCCACGUUCAGAAAGUGCCUAUCAUAAAAGAAGUGCCUGUAAUCAAGGAGCUGCCUAUCAUCAGAGAAGUUCCGGUCGUGAAGACACUGCCUAUUGUUCAUCCUGUUCCUGUGCCCAUUGUGAACACAGUCCAUGUUGAGAAACCUGUGUUCCUGCCCAUCCAUGAGCAUUUAAGUUAUUCGCAUUGGCAUUAACGUGGUUUGUAGGUGUGUAUUCAGAAACGAGCUGCGUCAUAGGUAUUGUCGUUACGCACGAACGACACGUGUUCGGGAAAAUUCAUUUUCCAAUCCAAAA
Bombyx mori (domestic silkworm) is the source of this 661-nucleotide messenger RNA. RefSeq lists its product as uncharacterized. Bases 73 to 561 code for a protein of 162 amino acids. The transcript has 3 exons. The record is from RefSeq and is a predicted model, not a curated record. NCBI's taxonomy places the organism in Eukaryota, Metazoa, Arthropoda, Insecta, Lepidoptera, Bombycidae.